GAACGAUGCCUAUGCAAAUUUGGCGGAGCCUCUUCCCACAGAAAAGAAAACAGUUUUCAACGAGUUUUCGUGUAUUUCUCGGUGAUUAGAAAAUGAACGAGCACAAAGUUUAAACAUCGCAUCGCGCAGGUUCACGGCGCUUUGUCGACGCAAAAUACGUUGUAAAUCACCGUGGAUUAUAUUGAUGGGUCGAUUUUCGCCCUAUCCUCGCCAGAACAUCUGCCACGGAACAGUGACGGCUGAUUUGCUAUUGUUUGUGCAACUCGGCGAAAAAAAACUUUAGCGAUAGCGCUCGGUUAUAGAAAAGACGUUCACAAGUGAUCUCUUCUCAGUGUAGCGUCAGCCGGGGAAAACAAGACCUCUUCUGUUUGGCCACGGGAAAGUCUGAAACUGUGUGAAGAGCUUAUCACACAGGAGCUGAGCGCCCGUGAAGUCUUUUUGUUAUUGGAUUAAAGGUGGACAACUGGAUCACAAGACCUCCAGCUAGCUGAGGAAACCAUCUUUGAUGAAUGAUCAAGUUGGAAGGAAAAGAAUCGAGAACUAUACAACAGUGAAUCGGCAGUGGAGCAGCCCUUGAAAAAUUUCUUUCCUUUCACGCUUCUAGCUACUGAAAGGCAACUAAAUAACUGCAAUCAAAGACAAGGUAUAAUUGAAAUUGUGUUUAAUCGGACUGACGGGAAUUAACUUUAUAAUUUCCGUAACGUGCCGAAUUUUCAAAACAGAACCAGGCAUGAAUUUAACAGAAGAGUUUAAUCGCACAAAUAACCAAGGACAGGACGAAAGGGAUUUUCUGGCGCUGAGGAUUAUUCAAGCGGUGGGAAUGUGCCUGUUUAUUCUCACUGGUAUUCCAGGGAAUUUUUUAGUGUGUUACCUGGUUCGCAGAACGCGGCGCCUUCGAACAGUGACAAAUUCAAUCAUAAGCAACUUAGCUGUUGCAGACCUCGGGGUGUGCCUCUUUAACAUCCCUGUUUCCUUGGUAACAGUCAUUUACAACCGCUGCGUGCUGACCGAUUUCGUAUGUCGGAUCGCAGGCUUCACGAAUGCCUUGUUCCUUUUCGAAGCUCUGUGGUCGCUUGCGCUGGUCAGUAUUAGCAGAUACUGGUGUAUCGUACAACCAGCCAAGUUUUCCUCCAUUUUCACCCGUCGCAGGACCAUGGCUUUGAUCACUGCGACCUGGAUCUUGUCGCUGCUGUGCUCUCUCCCGCCGUUGUUCGGCUGGUCGCAUUACGUCUUCACAAUUGGCAAAGCAACUUGCUAUUUCAAUCUAAGCGAGCACCUUCCUUACACAAUCAUCUUAGCCAUUGUUGUAUUCAUUUUGCCAUACAUUCUGAUCACCGUUCCAUAUUACAGAAUUUUCCGCUUCAUUCGCGGACACAGUCGAAAACUGAGCGUAAACAGUGUCUCGGCGAGUUUCAGAAAAGGAACGCGUUCCACUUUCCAAGAUUUCAAAGUGACAAAACUUUUGCUCGUUGUUGUUUGUGUGUUUGUAGCCUGCUGGACUCCACAUAUCAUUGUUAAUUUGUUGAAUGGUUUUGGCAUCAUUCAGCCAAUUCCGCGCAUUUUAGACGCAAUAAGUACAUUUUUAACUUUUCUCUCCAGCUCCUGUAACCCGUUCAUCUACGGGCUUAUGAACAAAAAAUUCCGCAAGGGCUUCCGCACGGUUCUUUGUGCGCCUUGUCAGAAAUGCGCUAAGACAGAAGAACCGAAGCUUGAACGGAAAAUCAGUGGAGAAACCACCAGGAACUUGAGCUCAAGAUCAAGAAGUAGUCAUAAGAGAGAGUGGAAGAUUGUAACUGAGACACGCAGUACAAUUUACGAGACUUGUGUUUAGAAAAUGCAAGUUAAUAUAGAGAGUAAGGAAUUUGAAAAAGUAUGUAGUCUGCAUGGUACUAAAACAAUGUAAGUUGAAUAUCAGUUCACGUCAGGUUCACGUUGAAAAUUUCUGACUUCGUAAGUUAUAGGUUUAAAGUAAUCUUUUCAAACAAUAUUCUCCAUUCAACUGUCAAGCGCAAUUUUCUUAAAUAUUGUUGAUCUUAAAACCUUUACCGUUUUAAAGUCAUUGACGGAAUCGAAUUAAACUGAUUUACCUAUU
Messenger RNA from Orbicella faveolata, 2092 nucleotides. Its product is annotated as rhodopsin, GQ-coupled-like. The record is from RefSeq and is a predicted model, not a curated record. Gene Ontology annotation, molecular function: G protein-coupled receptor activity. Lineage: Eukaryota; Metazoa; Cnidaria; Anthozoa; Scleractinia; Merulinidae. Gene Ontology annotation, biological process: G protein-coupled receptor signaling pathway. Gene Ontology annotation, cellular component: membrane.